Triticum urartu is the source of this 2300-nucleotide messenger RNA. It is a transcript of the gene RLP4, whose product is annotated as receptor like protein 4. Gene Ontology annotation, molecular function: protein binding. Lineage: Eukaryota; Viridiplantae; Streptophyta; Magnoliopsida; Poales; Poaceae. The record is from RefSeq and is a predicted model, not a curated record.
CUAUUGUCCUGAUCCAUUUUCAGUCUCAGCUUUAGACAGCUCAUUCUGAUUUCCCAGGCCAGGCCUUUUGCGGGAGAAGAAAAAGCAAAAGAGAUACUAGUACUAUCUCGGACUGGACUGGCGUACCAAAGCAAAGGAGAAAAGGCUCGUCUUUCUUAGAGAGGGAGGGGGAAGGGGCGAGAGGGAGGCGCGAUGCACAAGAGAUUUCUUCUGUGGCCGCUGCUGCUCGCUGUCUCCGCAUCGUCAGCUCUUCUUGGUGUUCUCGCGGCCGACCUUAGCAAAGAACCUUUUACCAUCCGUAUAAGCUGUGGGAGUUUCGACGAUGUCCACACGGCACCUACCAACACGUUGUGGUACCGAGAUUUUGGUUAUACUGGUGGCAGGUUUGCAAAUGCCACUCGCCCGAGCUUUAUUGUACCCCCACUGAAAACUCUUCGAUAUUUCCCUCUGUCUGAUGGCCCUGAAAAUUGUUACUACAUCAACAAUGUUCCCAAUGGGCACUACCAAGUCAGGCUUUUCUUUGCCCUUGUGGCUGAUCCUAAUCUUGAUAGUGAGCCAAUAUUUGAUGUUUCUGUUGAGGGCACUUUAUUCAGUUCUUUGCUUUCGGGCUGGAGUAGCGAUGAUGAGAAGACAUUUGCGGAAGCCCUGGUUUUUGUUCAAGACUCAAGCUUAUCGAUUUGUUUCCACAGCACCGGUCAUGGCGAUCCAUCGAUUCUUUCUAUGGAAGUUCUCCAAAUAGAUGAUAAUGCCUAUAAGUUUGGUUCCCUUUGGGGAAAGGGAACAGUGCUUAGAACUACCAAAAGAUUGACAUGUGGUUCUGGAAAGCCAGCUUUUGAUGAAGACCUAAACGGUAUCCACUGGGGUGGUGACAGAUUCUGGUUAGGGUUGAAAACUUUAUCAUCUAGUUCUGAUGAUCAACCUAUAUCAACUGAAAAUGUUAUAGCAGAGACAUUGCUUGCACCAAAUUUUUAUCCUCAAAGUAUGUACCAAUCAGCUAUUGUGGGCACUGAUAGGCAGCCGACGUUAUCCUUUGAAAUGGAUGUUACUCCAAACAAGAACUAUUCUGUAUGGCUUCAUUUUGCAGAGAUUGAUAAUGGAAUAACUGCAGAAGAGCAAAGGGUAUUUGAUGUACUUAUCAAUGGUGACACUGCUUUCAAGGAUCUUGAUAUAAUCCGCAUGACAGGAGAGCGUUUUACUGCGCUUGUUCUGAAUAAAACUGUUGCUGUCAGUGGGACAACGCUAAAAAUCACCUUGCAGCCUGUUGAAGGGACACAUGCCAUUGUUAGUGCGAUUGAGGUUUUUGAGAUCAUUCCAGCUGAAAUGAAGACCUUGACUCAAGAAGUGACUGCUCUGCGGACUUUGAAGGGUUCACUUGGUCUUCCUCUUCGAUUUGGCUGGAAUGGUGACCCCUGCAUUCCUCAGCAGCAUCCGUGGAGUGGAGUUGAUUGCCACUUUGACAAUACCAAAAGGCAGUGGGUCAUUGAUGGACUAGGUCUUGACAACCAAGGCUUGAGAGGAGUUAUACCUAGUGAUGUAUCUAAGCUACAACACCUGCAAAGCAUAAACUUCAGCAGUAAUAGUAUAAAGGGCAAUAUUCCAUUGUCUUUGGGUACCAUCCCAGGGCUACGAGUACUAGAUCUGUCAUUCAAUGAACUCAAUGGUUCUAUUCCGGAGAGCCUUGGCCAACUGACGUCUUUACAGACACUGAACCUAAAUGGCAAUGAUCUUUCAGGAAGAGUUCCAGCCAGCCUGGGAGGAAGACCUCUACACAGAGUUAGAUUCAACUUUACGGACAAUGCUGGGCUGUGUGGAAUUCCUGGUUUACAUGAGUGUGGCCCUCAUUUAUCAGUCGCUGCAAAGAUCGGCAUGGCUUUCGGGGUACUUGUAGCUUUUCUGUUUCUAGUUGUAUUUGCGGCAUGCUGGUGGAAAAGGAGGCAAAACGUUAUCCGUGGUCAGAAAUUAGCUGCAGCAAGGGAAGCUCCGUAUGCUAAAUCAAGGACCCAGUUUACACGGGAUGUGCAGAUGGGCAAGCACCACCGCCCGCAUGAGACGAGCCCACGGGGUGGCAACAAUGAAAGCUCGCCACAUUUGCUUGCCUAGUUACUUGCCGCGAUUGGUAAUGCUAUUUCGGUUGUGCGUCCUCUCCGGUAUGCUCAGUUAAUGCUGCUGUCAGCUUGAGUUGUAAAACAACUGUACAUACUAGGUCAGGAUGGUGUAUAUACUCCCUUUUUUCCUCCAAAUGUUCAGUCAGGGAGUAUUGUCAACUGGGAAAUGAUCCAGAUCAUCCUAUUUCUAGUUGA